Molecule: messenger RNA, 1180 nt
Organism: Bactrocera latifrons
Lineage: Eukaryota; Metazoa; Arthropoda; Insecta; Diptera; Tephritidae
Product: sperm-associated antigen 7
Exons: 1
Coding region: 176-1000 (274 amino acids)
Molecular function (GO): nucleic acid binding
Source: RefSeq, a predicted model, not a curated record
UAGAAAAAAAACAACGAAUGAGAAAAAUUCAAAGCAGCAGCUGGGUGAAGUUGGACAACAGAAAAAACAAAUAGGGAAAACCUAUUAAUACGACUAAAAUUGCGCAUAGUUCAACGCAAAACAAAUAAAAUAGUUUUAUUUAUUUUACUAAAAUACUCUGCCCUUAAAACCCGCCAUGGAUUUGCUGAAUUCAAUACUCAAUUCAAUGGAAAAACCUCCCGCAGCCACAGAGCAACAGAAAAAAAUGAUCAAAAAACAAAAAGAGCUUGCUGAACGAAUGAAAAACAAACAGAAAGAAGAACUAAAUCGAUUUCGCAAAUAUGUUGAGGAUCGUAUAGGACGAUUUGCCAAGGACGAUCGCCCUCAUAUUGAGUUUCAACCGCUGGAUAAAGUGCACCGUGCCAUUAUUCAUGAGGUAGCAGAAUUCGGUGGCUUUAUAGCAAUGAGUUUUGGUCGCGAAGAUAUCGACCGCCAUUCAGUUGUUUAUAAAAAAGAAAAUGCACCAUCGGAAGAUGAAAUAGCAGCUCGCCGCAACGGUGACGGUUGGAAUGAAGAAAUUGCCAAAGAAUAUGCUGAAAUACGAAAACAACAACGCGAAUUGGAAAGUGAACAAAAAAGACUGGCACGUGCUUCCACCCAACUACCACCUACUACAGAGUGUGACAUUAAACCAGCGACCAACUAUAAAGAUAAAUACGCUCAUCUUAUUGGACAAGAUGCUGCCUUAGAGGCUGCGCGUAAAACAGAAACUAACCUGAGUUAUGGUUUCGUGCCCAGCAAAAACAAAAAGGAUAUGCGUUCGAUUGAACAAACUUUAGCUGAUAUUCAGGCAAAGAAGAAACGAAAAUUGGAGCAGCAACAACAGAAUUCAUUACCCAAUGUGGAACUUAAACAACAGUUUGUUGUCAAUGAACAAGAAAGUGCUGGCUUAAGUACGCAACAACCGCAAGACAAACAGGAGCCCAAUGUUGUUGGAAGCAGUGCUGGAGCAGAUGAGUGAUAAUUUUAGCGAGCCACUAUUAUCAUACUAAAACACGCUUGUUAAAUGACUGCUUUGUGUCUUUGCAUCAAUUUGCAAUAAAUUGCAAUAUUUUUACUAUUUACGAGAUCACAACUGAAUUGUUAACUAUUUGAAAUGGUAUUGAGUAAAAACACAUAAAUAUAUUAUAAUGAAAAUAUA